This is a messenger RNA of Eimeria acervulina, 684 nucleotides long. RefSeq lists its product as hypothetical. Gene Ontology annotation, cellular component: cytoplasm. Gene Ontology annotation, molecular function: zinc ion binding; aminopeptidase activity. The record is from RefSeq and is a predicted model, not a curated record. The coding region runs from base 1 to 684 and encodes 227 amino acids. Lineage: Eukaryota; Apicomplexa; Conoidasida; Eucoccidiorida; Eimeriidae. The transcript has 3 exons.
AUGCUUGAGCUGUAUAGGCAGCUAACGCUUCCAGAAGGAGAAGAGGAGACACUUGAUGCUGCACAUGUUGCUAGAAGGAGACUGCGUAAUACGAUUCUUCGUCUCCUUGCUGCACCAGGAGACGCAGCAGCAGCAGAGUUUGUCUUUAAACAAUUUACUAGCAGCAAAUGUAUGACGGAUAAAUAUGCUGCUCUUCUUGCUCUAGCAGAUAUGCAGCAACCCCAGAGAGAGAAGGCCUUCCAGAUGUUCUUCGAAGAUGCUGCAGGAGACCCUCUAUUAAUAGAUAAAUACUUUAGAGCUCAAGCAGCAUCAGACCUCCCAGACCAAGUAGAAAGAGUUUUGUCUCUUCAGCAGCAUGAUGCUUUCACCUUUAAAAACCCUAAUCGUCUCCGUUCACUCUUCACUGCUUUUGUUUAUAAUCGGCCGCACUUUCAUAGAAAAGAUGCGAAGGGAUAUCAAGUCGUCGCAGAUGCUGUGCUGAAGGUGGAUUCGUUUAACCCGCAGGCAGCAGCGCGUUUAGCUGGGGCUUUCUUACCUUGGCAGCGAUAUGAUAAACAUAGACAGCAGCAAAUGAAAGAGCAGCUAAUAAGAAUUAGAGACACCCCAGGGCUGUCUCCGGAUACACUUGAGAUUGUGCAGAGGGCCCUUAAACCAGCAGAAGAAGCAGAAACAAAAAAAGAUUAG